CGUCACCGCGGACUGCAGGGGCCCGAGCCGCUGCUGCCGCCGCCUCUGCCCCUGUCGCGCAGCCCCACAUCAACGCAGGGGGCCCCGUCACCACCGCCGCCAAAAAGUCGCUGCCGCUAGGGUCGCCACCGCAUCGGUGCAGGGCAAGAUGGCAUCCGCCACAGACUCGCGCUAUGGGCAGAAGGAGUCCUCGGACCAGAACUUCGACUACAUGUUCAAGAUCCUCAUCAUUGGCAACAGCAGUGUGGGCAAGACGUCUUUCCUGUUCCGCUAUGCAGACGAUUCCUUCACACCUGCUUUCGUCAGCACUGUGGGCAUUGACUUCAAGGUCAAGACCAUCUACCGCAACGACAAGAGGAUCAAGCUGCAGAUCUGGGACACAGCAGGGCAAGAGCGGUACCGGACCAUCACCACAGCCUACUACCGGGGUGCCAUGGGCUUUAUCCUCAUGUAUGACAUUACCAACGAAGAGUCCUUCAACGCUGUGCAGGACUGGUCGACCCAGAUCAAGACGUACUCAUGGGACAAUGCCCAGGUGCUGCUGGUGGGGAACAAGUGUGACAUGGAGGAUGAACGGGUGGUGUCGUCGGAGCGUGGCCGGCAGUUGGCUGACCACCUUGGCUUUGAGUUCUUUGAGGCAAGCGCCAAGGACAACAUCAAUGUCAAGCAGACCUUUGAGCGCCUGGUAGACGUCAUCUGCGAGAAGAUGUCUGAGUCCCUGGACACGGCCGACCCUGCGGUCACGGGCGCCAAGCAGGGCCCGCAGCUCACGGACCAGCAGGCGCCUCCACAUCAGGACUGCGCCUGCUGAGAGCUGCUCCCGGCCCCAUCCUGGCC
Neomonachus schauinslandi (Hawaiian monk seal) is the source of this 837-nucleotide messenger RNA. It is a transcript of the gene RAB3A, whose product is annotated as RAB3A, member RAS oncogene family. NCBI's taxonomy places the organism in Eukaryota, Metazoa, Chordata, Mammalia, Carnivora, Phocidae. The transcript has 5 exons. Gene Ontology annotation, cellular component: synaptic vesicle; axon; endosome. Gene Ontology annotation, biological process: protein localization to plasma membrane; protein secretion; regulation of exocytosis. The record is from RefSeq and is a predicted model, not a curated record. Gene Ontology annotation, molecular function: GTP binding; GTPase activity. The coding region runs from base 149 to 811 and encodes 220 amino acids.